Penicillium bovifimosum is the source of this 3504-nucleotide messenger RNA. RefSeq lists its product as uncharacterized. The transcript has 3 exons. Gene Ontology annotation, molecular function: ATP hydrolysis activity; ATP binding; DNA binding. The record is from RefSeq and is a predicted model, not a curated record. Lineage: Eukaryota; Fungi; Ascomycota; Eurotiomycetes; Eurotiales; Aspergillaceae. The coding region runs from base 1 to 3504 and encodes 1167 amino acids. Gene Ontology annotation, cellular component: nucleus.
AUGGCUAUGGGAACCAACGAACAGCAUGUUAUACAUCCCUUCUUUCGACAAGAAUUUGGAGUGGCAGUGAAAUCUACGCCCUCUAAUGAUCCAAUCUUGGUGGAUACCGAACCAAACGAGCCUCACGAGAGACCUGCAUAUGAACAGGAGUUCCACGCCUCAGAAAAUCACGGAACCUACGGCCCCGAAUCAAGCAAUGCGAGCUCUGUGGACCUUGUGGAAGACCCAAACGGGGACCGGAGAAAGAGGCGAAGGACGGACGACCCCCAAACAACGGAGCCCCUCGGUACUUCCAAGAGAGGGCUCUCAGAAUGGCUUGGCAUAGCACCAUCUGCACCUUCAUCUGUUGAUGGCUCGUUUGAGACCGACGUCAAUCUGCCUACGCAUCCACCUCAGGCUCCGCCGGCGGAAAUCCAACAUCCUACAAAUAGCGCCCAGCCAUCGACAGAGGAUGAGAAACCGGAGGGCAAAACUGGCGGGAGUUCAGUGAAGCAAAAGACCUUGAAAUUGAAUUCGAAGGGAGGUUUCCUUUCCGCAACUGGCAGCAGUCCCCCUCCAGAGACAAACCGAAAAGCGACGGGGAAGCGGCGGAGGCAUAAAAAAGGGGAGCGCAAAUUGGUUACAAUGAAAUAUAACCUUGGCACGGAGCGAAACCUUGGGAAGUUGAUUGACGACAUCCUGAGUGGGCAAGCAGUCCAUAAGCCCCCAGCUCCCAUAACAUCGGCCCAGCCGCGCAAGACAAAGCCACAACCCCAGAAGCCGACCCACCCAUUCUUCAACAAAGGUUCGACACAAACGUCCGGGGCUACAUCGAAAAAUGGUCAAUUGGAAACGUCAGACCCUGGAGCCAGCGUAGUUCCGACCCAAGCCACUUCGGCUGCUCCAGACAGGAAGCGGGUAGUAGCAGCUUGGGGGAGCUCUUUUACUGGACUCCCCCGUCGUACGUCGAAGUUUCCCGAACUGCUUCAUCCACUUUGGCCGCCACAAGAUCUAAUGCACGUGAGAGACAUUCAAGCGGCCGCAGGUAUCAAUGAUCGUGCCUGGCAUGCUACUCAAGACCAAAAGAAAUCAAAGGUUGCAGCCGUUUCUAUCCAUGAUGAUGAAAACGUCCUUCUGGCCGGAACAGCCGAGGCAAGGCGGAUCGCCUGCCUACCCAAGGAGGACCCGAACAGUCCAGCUAUCCUCCGACACCCCGUGCGAAAUGUUGCCAGCAGCCAAGUACUGCACACGGCAAUGGAAAGGCAGAUGUCCUGGUCCUCACCAAACGGACGACUUUCUUGGGACUCUUCCUCUCCGCCUCUCGCUAGACUUCAGUCGGCCCUACUCACUGCAGUGUCGGCUUUUGAUUCUGCAACUUACGAACAGCAGCUUUGGACACACAAGUACGCCCCCCAAGCCGCUGAAGAUGUUCUCCAGCUUGGCCGUGAACCCCAAGUGCUUCGAAAUUGGCUACGAAAUCUCAAGAUCACCGCGGUGGACACCGGCAAAGGCUCGAAAGAAUCUACACAAUCGAAAUUGAAGCGCGAGAAAAGGGCGAAGAAGCGAAAGGUAAACAAACUUGAUGAUUUUGUUGUUUCAAGCGACGAUGAGCUAUCUGAGAUGGAUGCUCUGUCGGGUUCCGAUGAUGAAUUAGCGGGGGGCGUGACUACGACACCGCGUAGGACUGUCGUCAGAUCGGGUGAUAUGGCAUCUGCUUCACAUGGAGCAGAAAGGAUUCCAAUGGCCAAUGCAAUCCUACUCAGUGGUCCGGCUGGCUGCGGUAAAACCGCAUCCGUCUAUGCCGUUGCAAAGGAGCUUGACUUCGAGGUCUUUGAGAUAAACCCCGGAAGUCGACGAAGUGCCCGAGAUAUGCUGGAGCGAGUCGGAGACAUGACGCAAAAUCAUCUUGUUCAUCUUCUCAACGAAUCCGAAUGUCCAACAGACAGCAUCAAAGAUGACGCCAAACAAAACAAGCUGAUGAGCUUCUUCAAAGCCCCGGCGACAAAAGCCAGGAAGCCGGUCUCUGCGUCUGGCGAACAAAGUCCCCACCCCGAACCGGCGCCCAAACGACCUAGAGAGCAAAAGCAGUCUCUGAUCCUACUCGAAGAAGCUGAUCUUCUUUUUGAAGAAGACCGUCAAUUUUGGACUGGCGUCUUGACCCUCAUCAGCCAGUCAAGGCGACCGAUCGUGAUCACAUGUAACGACGAAGGAUUGAUCCCUACCCAGGAAAUGUCUCUUCAUGCUAUGCUACGAUACCAAAAACCCGCGCCAGACUUCUGCGUGGAUUAUUUGCUUCUGGUUGCCGCGAAUGAAGGGCAUAUGCUGAAGAGGGAGGCCGUCACCCGACUUUAUCAAGGCGCCGGAAUGGAUCUUCGGAAGUCACUGAUGGAUCUGAACUUCUGGUGUCAGAUGGGUGUUGGCAGUGAAAAGGCAGGCCUAGACUGGCUGCUUCCUAGCUGGCCGCCCGGGUCAAACGUUGAUCAAGAUGGGAAUCGACUUCGGGUCUUGAGCCUUAACACCUAUGAGCGGUACAUGGGCUAUUUCAACCGUGAUAUGCUUCUCACUCGGGGUUCCUUGGACGCAGAGACAGAACUCAUCCGCAACAGCUUUCAAUCGUGGGGUCUUGGCUUGCAAGAGUCUGAAGCUAUGGCUGGGAAGAAUGAUAUGGAAUUACUCCCACCUGACCAAUUCCAACUUCUUCCCAGGACGAGCAAGCUGGAGAUGCUCUCCCUCCAAGCGGAUUAUUAUGAUAUGAGAAGCUCUCUCGACAUGCUUUGCCCUAACUUGUCCGUCGACAUGAACAAUGAUGCCAUUGAUAUCUCCGGACCACCGCUUCCAGAAAGCCAUAAGUUCAAUUACCUCGACAGCUACCCACUGCUGCACACCCCUCUGCAAGUCGAAUAUUCUUCCCUCAGUGAAGCGGUCGGCAGUACCUUUGAUGCCUUGAUCAACCGGACCUUCCGUCCCUCAAGCACGAAGGACCUUGAAAACUUGUACGCAAACCGCGCCUUGAGCAAAGCCAUCACCUCCGCAAGUCCUCCGCCAACCCCUCCAUCCACUCUACCUCAAUACCAGCGCAUUUUCGAACCCAUAAUGCGCGCAAACUACUCAAACCCCACACCAACUGCCCGCCACGCCCCCUCAUUCGAGAAUGGCCUCGCACCGAUCACCGAAGACCUAGCCCCGUACAUCCGUGCCAUCAUGGCCUUCGACGGACGUCUCCAGCAAUACCGUGAGCAGCUGUAUGCGCUCACAGCGCAGGAAAAUGGGCGCGGCGAGAAGCGAGCACGUACAACUCGCGCCAGUCGCGCGGCGCUUGAAGGAGGCAAUAAAGCCUUCACUCGUAAGGAGCGGUGGUUCGCUAACGAUACGCCCUACUACAAGGUGCAAAACACGGCCGGGCCUGAAUGGCAGAAUGUUUUGUUCCAGAUGGGGUACUUCCAUGUUCAGCCUACGGGUGAGACAUCCCCGGAGCCUAGUAGUGGCCAUGUUACCGAUGAGCAGGUUAUGGAAAAUGCUGAGUGA